CUCUCAAAUGCCAAGUGGCUCACAAGUGGUGUCUAGCUAUCUCAUCUCUAAUGAACUUCUCCACUCUCCGGUCCCUAGAGGGGGCCACUGGGGGGACCCAAUAUUGGAGGAGGUGGGGUUCGUGACGAGGAAAUCAUCCGAACCCCUCUGUCAGUGGGUAUGAUUACAACUGCCUCGGAAAUGGGGAAAAGUGCUGAGCGUAAGAGAAGCACUGCAGAAGGCAUUCAUUUCAGUCCAACUAGAGAAGUCGGCCGUGCGGGAUCACAUGCUGGCUGGGUUAUCGUCCCGAUUCCAUUCCACUGGGAAGACGCGAAAUGGCAUGGAGACUGCAAAGUGUGGUGCGGUGGAAGAAUUCUGUGCCAACUUGGUGAAGGUGAUGUCACAAUAUUCACUGAGGCUUCAGAUCCUUCAGCUGUACCAGAGUCUCACCUGCCUUCUCCACACCUUCCCUGCAACCAGAGAUGGCUACUUCACAGUUGGUCAAGUUUCAACCACUCCAAAAUCUGUUCCUCCUCUCGUCAAAGAUCCUCGGUCAGCUCUCUCUCCCGGCCUCCCCUCCUCCUGACAGAGGAUGGAUCCAGAAUCAGAAACCUGUGGUACAUUCCCCAUACCACCGAGAUACUGACCAUGUUCUCAGAGGGAGCACUGGAAGAUAGAGUGACACGUCUCAAGACCAUUCUGAGUCUGGGGAGGCCACUGGUUAUGGCACUGUGGUACCAGGUGUCCUACGUGAGACUGGGCACCUGUGAGGAGGGGAGGGAGAGAGGGUUCGGUGGAGACUGGGGAGGCACCGAGGGAAUUGGGAAUGUGGUUCAGAGACUGCAGAAUGAGAUCGCUGAUUUGCCAGACCCUUCAGAUCCACAACAGGUCUACACACCAUUCUUCAGAUUUUUGAGAAUGCACAUCACUAGGUUGCUACGUGCCGUUAAUCCUUAAUCAGAUGUUUCUCCUGAUUAUCUCACGGUACAACUCUCUAAAGUCGUGGACUCAAAACGAUUAUUCAGUUGCGCUAUCUCCCUCUUUUGGCCUCUCAGGUGUCAGAGUAUCUCCAUGACAACUGUGCCAUUGAUCGUGCGACACUACCUCAAAAGAACAUUUCUUCUCCAUGGCAACCUCUCCGGAGUAGAAAUACUCCGUUUUACCUCAGUCCCCACUCUCUCGCGUCUUUCCCUCUCCCCCUCCCCCCACCCCGCCUACCUUCUACUGCCGACGCCCACUCUUUCACCUGGCGACUUGCCUAAGGAGUUCCCGUGGCAACACUUCCUUUCCAGGUGUGGCUCCACCCCCUCAUUACCGGACCAGGUUAUAAUGCCUGGGGAUUUCAAAGUGGUUCACUCAGUACAAAACGAGCAUGAUUGUCUGUCCAUCCUCAGAUCGCACACAAUGGCCUCAGUUAGUUAGUGAGUCAGGCAUGGUGUCGGGGUGCCCCAUGCUCCAUCAAUACAAGGAGAUGUAGCUUAAUCAUUCACCAGCAGGGUCACAUACUCCACAAAUGCA
This is a messenger RNA of Geodia barretti, 1497 nucleotides long. The record is from the annotation of a GenBank genome assembly. Lineage: Eukaryota; Metazoa; Porifera; Demospongiae; Tetractinellida; Geodiidae.